Messenger RNA from Gracilinanus agilis (Agile Gracile Mouse Opossum), 2214 nucleotides. Its product is annotated as disintegrin and metalloproteinase domain-containing protein 30-like. Lineage: Eukaryota; Metazoa; Chordata; Mammalia; Didelphimorphia; Didelphidae. Gene Ontology annotation, cellular component: plasma membrane; sperm head plasma membrane; external side of plasma membrane. Bases 1 to 2214 code for a protein of 737 amino acids. The transcript has a single exon. The record is from RefSeq and is a predicted model, not a curated record. Gene Ontology annotation, biological process: male gonad development; proteolysis. Gene Ontology annotation, molecular function: metalloendopeptidase activity.
AUGGGAGCCGCAUCUCUCCUGCUCCUGGGCCUGGGGACCCUCGUCCUCGGGAGGGGCUGCUGGUCCCAGGACUUUGACUUUAACCCGGAUUGGGGCUUCACAUCCUACGAAGUGAUCAUCCCCAGGCAGCUGGAGGCCCGCGGGGGCCACCCCGACAGAUCGGGGCGGGUGUCCUACCUCUUGCGCAUCCAGGGCAAGAGGAACAUCAUCCACCUGCGGCCCAAGAAGCUCUUGCUGCCCCGACACCUGCGGGUGUUCACCUUCGCCGACGACGGCACCCGAGUGGAGGACCAGCCUUACAUCCCAAGACCCUGCAACUUCAAGGGCUCUGUGGAGGGCUCUCCCGAGUCCGAAGCCAUGUUGAGCACCUGCCUCGGAGGCCUCCGAGGCAUGCUGAGGAUCGAGGACAGCGUGUACCAGAUCGAGCCUGUCCAGUAUUCCUACAACUUUGAGCACGUCAUCUACCGCUUGCAGGACCAUCUCAUGACCAACUUCACCUGUGGUUUAACCAAAGAAGACAUAGACCACCAGCUGAGCCUGCUAAGGUAUCUACCUGUCGCUAGAUCGGAUUCUUGGCGGGUUUCCUACGUUCACCAAAAGUAUUUGGAGUUGAUUAUUGUACUGGAUAAACUACGCUUUACUUUCUUGAAAUCCAACUUAACAAGAGCCAUCAGUGACAGUAUAAUCAUGGGUGGUGUCAUGGACAGCUACUUUCAGUCCUUGAAUGCUAGAAUACAAUUGAUAGCCAUUGAGGUCUGGACAGAUAAAAGCAAAGUAAAUACUAAUGUGAAAAAAUUGACACAAGUUCUCGGACAGUUUUCUGACUACAAUAAUAAAAUACUAUAUCUAAAUGUGAAAUCAGAUUGGGCACACUUAUAUGUGCACAAAUAUUACCCUGAUGCACUGGGAUGGGCUUUUGUUGGAGGUGUAUGUAAAAGGAAAUUUGGAGUAUCAACAAGCACUUUGCCAAAUAAAAACCUGAUUGCUCCUGCUGUAUGGUCUACUCAUGAAGUGGGCCAUGGUGUGGGCAUGCAGCAUGAUGGAAAAGGUUGUUAUUGUUUCAGUAAAACAGAGUGUAUCAUGGGCACUGGUGGAAUUACUGGUUUCAGUAACUGCAGUUUUGUCAAUUAUUUUGACUUUAUAAAUUGGGAUCCUGCAAGUUCAUGUCUAAAUAAUAUCCCAGGAUUUGUGUAUACGAUGCAGCGAUGUGGAAACAAAAUAAUAGAGAAGGGAGAAGAGUGUGACUGUGGUACAAUAGAGGAAUGUAAAAAGGAUAUAUGUUGUCAAAUUGAUUGUAAACUGAGACCUGGUGCACAGUGCAACACUGGUUUAUGCUGUACCAAUUGUCAUUUCAGUCCACUUGGACAUAAAUGUAGAGAAGAACAAAAUGAGUGUGACCUUGCGGAAUUCUGCAAUGGAACUUCAAAUUUCUGCCCAAAUGAUUUAUAUAAGCAAGAUGGUACCCCAUGCAGUAGGGGAGCCCGCUGUUACCAAAAGGGAUGUCAUGAUCGCAUUUUGCAGUGCAAAGAAAUUUUUGGAUCUGGUGCUCUGAAUGCUCCAUAUAUGUGCUAUCAAGAACUGAAUAAACUUACUGAUCGAUUCGCUAACUGUGGCAUCGAAGGUCACAGUUACAAAAAGUGUAAAACAAGGGAUAUAAUGUGUGGAAGAUUGCAAUGUGUCAAUGUAAAGAAUGUCCCUGACAUGCCUGAUCAUACAACAGUCAUUUUUACUCACCUGAAGGAGUUGAAUCUCCGAUGCUGGGGGAUAGACUAUCAUUCUUCAAUGAUCGCCAUGGCAUUACCUGAUGAGGGAGCUGUAAAAGAUGGUACUUCCUGUGGUCAUGACUUGAUUUGUAUUAACAGGAGCUGUCUCAAUGUCUCAGUGCUCAAUUAUGACUGUCUCCCAGAGAAGUGCAACAAACGAGGUGUUUGCAACAAUAUGAAAAAUUGCCACUGUAAUUAUGGAUGGGCCCCUCCUUUCUGUGAGCAUCCCGGUUUUGGAGGAAGCAUUAACAGUGGACCUACAGGAAAAAUGAAAGAACUUCCCAAGCCAGCUAAAGUUGUGCCCGUUAUGUUUAUUCGACUUGUUUUAUUAGGUAUCUCAUUGGUUUUGGUCAUCCUGAAAGGAAUGAUAAGAAGAUUCUUCAAACCAAAGCAGAUAGUUCUUUUGUCAGUGUUUAACAAGAACAAGGAGAAAAAGAAAAAUGCUCCAUAG